Messenger RNA from Lecanosticta acicola, 2447 nucleotides. NCBI's taxonomy places the organism in Eukaryota, Fungi, Ascomycota, Dothideomycetes, Mycosphaerellales, Mycosphaerellaceae. The record is from the annotation of a GenBank genome assembly.
AUGUCAACACCCCAGACACUCACCCAGACGCUGCCGCCCCAUCAGUAUCUGGGACAGCAGCGGUAUCUGCCCUCGCCUCAGGACCGCUACCUGCCUCCGCCUCGUCCCAGCAGCAACCUGAGCAACGGCUAUCACCACAACAUCCCCACUCGCCCUUCGAGCAAUCUCUCGAACCGGCAGCUACCUCCCCCGCCGAGGCCUGAGAGCGGCAUGAGCAAUAAUCACUACUCCCACCACGCACACAGCCAAUCACGCGGAGGUGAAUAUUCGGCCUACGCGAACGGCUUCAGCCAGCACCAACAACACCAGCAAGAAGACACAAGACGCACGGACAGCAGGCCAAACUACCCGCCACAACCGCAGCAGAGGCAACUUCCUCCACUGCAACAACAACCACCACCACCUCAGACCGCUUCGAUAUCACGUGCCUCUGGUGCGGGUGCCGUCGAUAUCCCUCCCACACACUCCAACCGAAGCGUACAUACGGACAGUAUGGAGAGAGGGCGCAAGCGGAGGAAUAAGUCUCCAGUGGAUUGGUUUCAGUACUUUGGCGGAAAGCCUCCAGCGGAGAUUAUCGAGAUCCAUGACGAUGAUAGCCCGGCUCCACCUGCAACUGUCCAAAAGAUCAAUCCGCCUACUGGCAAUGUCUCGGGUGCCGACCACCAGCAUGCCGAUAAGAGACGCCGCGUGAAUGGGCACAGUGGUGAGAUGCCGACCUACGGCACCACCAACACCCCCUACUCAUACUCCAAUGGCACAUCUACCGAGAGUCUCCAAGCGACAACAGCCCCAACCUCUCUUGGCUCCACAGCGAGCUCUGGUAGCCGACUGGACAAUAGCCAAACUGGUCAGAAGCGCAAACGCACCACGAGAACGUCUGAUGCAGAGCGUAAGAAGCAAGAGACCGAGCGCUCGGGACCACGAGGCUACCUGGCGGAAUAUGGGCAGUACGUGCCGCCCAAACAGGUCAAGAAGAUGAAGGACGUCACGGUUCCACAGAUUCACGACGUAAGUAUCUGCAUCGAUAGCCUAUCGCAGCAGCAGCAGCAGACUGACUCUUUGUCCAGCGUCAGAAGCCUACCGAGAAGAUUGACGACGAAGACGGGCAUUAUAUUGUCCACGAGAACAGCCGUCUUGGAGAGCGCUACAACCUCCUCUCACUUCUCGGGCAGGGCACGUUUGGCAAAGUGGUGCGGGCGGUUGACAUCCGCACUCGCAAGGAGGUUGCCGUGAAGAUCAUCCGGGCCGUUCCAAAGGUACAUUUCCAUGGAUUCGGACCACUCCCCUUCGAAUUCCCUUUCUAAUAUGUACCAGUACCGCGAUGCUAGUCGUAUCGAGCUUCGAGUCCUUCAAACCCUCCGCGCGGCCGAUGAACACAAUCACAACCGAUGCAUUCAACUCCGCGACUGCUUCGACUGGCGAGGCCACAUUUGCAUUGUGACACCAUUGCUUGGACUCUCUGUCUUCGACUUCUUGAAGAGCGGCGGCUUCGUCCCUUUUCCAGGAUCCCACAUCCAGGCGUUUGCACGACAACUUCUUGGAUCGAUCGCGUUCCUGCACGACUUGGACCUUAUCCACACCGACUUGAAGCCUGAGAACAUACUACUGCUCAGCCACACUUACCAGACCUUCACCUACAACAGGAACAUUCCGUCAUCAAGCACAUUGACUUCGCGAUCUGCCAAGUUCAGACGAGUGCUGCUCAGUCCGCAGAUAAACCUCAUCGACUUCGGAAGCGCCACCUUCAACGACGAAUACCACAGCUCGGUAGUCAGCACCAGACACUACCGGGCUCCGGAGAUUAUAUUAGGCAUCGGUAAGUCUACAACAUCCGCGUGCGCCGGGUGCGCCGCGUGUACUAACACGAAUGGCCCACUGACUUGUAUCCGCAGGCUGGUCGCAUCCGAUUGACCUCUGGUCUUUGGGCUGCAUUCUGGUGGAGUGCUGGACUGGAGACGCGCUUUUCCAGACGCAUGACUGCUGCGAGCACUUGGGAAUGAUGGAGGUCAGUAGCUCGGAAAUGUCUUGCUAGGAGUAACUACUGACUUUGCGUGCUUCAGGCCGUGACUGGCAACAGCAUCGAUCGUCACCUGAUCCGCGAGGUCAACAGAACUUCCAGGAAAAACGACAAGAACUCGGCCGCACGCUUCUUCAAGAAUGGUCAGCUCCAAUAUCCCAUGCCUGACACUCCUCGCCAAUCUAGGAAGUUCGUGAGGGGCAUGAAGCGCCUGGACGAUAUCAUUCCGCAAACGACGAACUUCAACCGAUUGUUCCUCGACCUCCUACGGAAGAUCUUUGUGUACGAUCCCAAGAAGCGUAUAACUGCUCGGCAGGCACUCGAGCACCCUUGGUUCGAUGAGCUGGUUGAGGAUGAUGGCACGGAAGCAGCUCGUAUCCGGGUUGAGCGUGAGAGGCUGAGCGCAGAACAAGGCGGGCGCUCUCGGUAG